AUGGCGCUCAGCUCCCGGGCUCACGCCUUCUCGGUGGAAGCCCUGGUGGGACGCUCGGCCAAGAGGAAGGUGCCGGAUGGUCGCGAAGAAGAGAUCGGAGCCGGCUGCAGGCAGAACCGCAGAGCACCGGAGCCGGACAAGCGGCCCAAGGCCGGUGCCGAGAGCCGGGAGGCGGGGGCCGGGGUGCAGGUGGAGCUGCAGGGCUCCGAGCUCUGGAGGAGGUUUCAUGAGAUCGGCACCGAGAUGAUCAUCACCAAGGCCGGCAGGAGGAUGUUCCCGUCGGUCAGGGUGAAGGUGAAGGGGCUGGAGCCGCUGAAGCAGUACUACAUCGCCAUCGACGUCGUCCCGGUGGACUCCAAAAGAUACAGGUACGUCUAUCACAGCUCGCAGUGGAUGGUGGCGGGGAACACGGACCACUCCUGCAUCACCCCGCGGCUCUACAUCCACCCCGACUCCCCCUGCUCGGGGGAGACCUGGAUGAGGCAAAUCAUCAGCUUCGACCGGGUGAAGCUCACCAACAACGAGAUGGACGACAAGGGACACAUCAUCCUGCAGUCCAUGCACAAGUACAAGCCCCGCGUCCACGUUAUCGCCCAGGACUCCCGCUUCGAUCUAGCGCAGAUCCAGUCGCUGCCGGCCGAGGGGGUGCAGACCUUCUCCUUCCAGGAGACCGAGUUCACCACCGUGACGGCCUACCAAAACCAGCAGAUCACGAAGCUGAAGAUCGACAGGAAUCCCUUCGCCAAAGGUUUUCGGGAUCCCGGGAGGAACAGGGGGGUCCUGGACGGGCUCCUAGAGACCUACCCGUGGCGGCCCCCCCUCGCCCUGGACUUCAAGGCUUUCGGCGCAGACAGCCAGGGUGGGAGCUCCAGUUCUUCGCCAGUGACCUCCAGCGGCGGGACGCCCUCUCCUCUCAACCCCCUGCUCUCUCCAUCGUGCUCACCUCCUACGUUUCACUUGUCGGCGAGCAACAUCGGCGUGUCGUGCCCCGAGACCUACCUACACAACCUCAGCGUGCCCCUCUACUACAAGAUUUGUCCUACGAGCUUCUUAAGACAACAGUCUCUCAUCUUUCCAAGCCACGAAAAACUGGGAGGCGCCAGCCCGCAUCUUUUACCCCACUUCAUGGUGGAUAUGCCAAAACUAUCUUCCGUCGGCAUAACCAACCUGAAAAACGCCAAAGCUGAAGACUUAAACGGGCAAUGUCUACAAGUACCCAAUCCUGCUAGUCAAAUGCUGUAUGGAUUACAUGCAUCUGGAAACAUUUUCCCAUCAAGUCCCAUUGCUCGGGAAGCACUUAAUUGUUCUUUACAUCCUCCAUAUGGCUUGUAUGGUUAUAACUUCUCUGUGCCAUCUAGACUGAUGAAUGCAGCAAGCCAUUUCAAAGUGAGUGACAGCAUUCCGGCUUCUUUGAGAGAUGGCAGAUGUAAUCACUCUAACUGGCACCCGACAAUUAACCAUUGCCUUUAG
This is a messenger RNA of Gymnogyps californianus (California condor), 1470 nucleotides long. It is a transcript of the gene TBX22, whose product is annotated as T-box transcription factor 22. Bases 1 to 1470 code for a protein of 489 amino acids. The record is from RefSeq and is a predicted model, not a curated record. The transcript has 8 exons. Gene Ontology annotation, biological process: regulation of transcription by RNA polymerase II; positive regulation of DNA-templated transcription; cell fate specification. Gene Ontology annotation, molecular function: RNA polymerase II cis-regulatory region sequence-specific DNA binding; DNA-binding transcription factor activity, RNA polymerase II-specific. Gene Ontology annotation, cellular component: nucleus. NCBI's taxonomy places the organism in Eukaryota, Metazoa, Chordata, Aves, Accipitriformes, Cathartidae.